Molecule: messenger RNA, 1542 nt
Organism: Puccinia triticina
Lineage: Eukaryota; Fungi; Basidiomycota; Pucciniomycetes; Pucciniales; Pucciniaceae
Exons: 1
Coding region: 1-1542 (513 amino acids)
Source: RefSeq, a predicted model, not a curated record
AUGGGCAGCUGUCUCGAACACCCCUUCGACCUGUACUACCGUCCAGACGCACUCUCCCGACUCGGCAUCAGCACCCUCUCCCACGCCGCAUUCACCCGCUGGGCCGCAGCGGCGCCAACAGACCAGCCCCCCUCCGCCAGGCUGCUCGCCAUCAUCGACCACAACCAGCUCCCAUCCGCCCCCCCGCAGGGUAGCGUCUCCUACGACCACACCACCCCGGCCAGGGAUACCCUCGCCUUCCUCGCCCAGGAGCGCCAGUUCUGUCUCCGAAACAACGCGCCGAUCAACCCCAAACACCCCUCAAAACAACUCACCCUCAACUUCCAGCCCUUCCCCCCCCUCACCAUCGUCUCCCCCCUGCGAUGGCAGAAGUCGGCCGCCGGGCGGGACAAGUUCGCCAAGCUGAUCAUCGACUCGGCCCGCCAAUCAGAUGCCAUCAGUCCUCCUCCUGCUCAGGCGAACAGGGAUAUGAGUCCUGACAAGCGGAGCCUUUUCACCGGUGGCUCUGAGCCCCCUCAAGAAGCAAUCAUCCCGGAUGCGCUAGUGGUCAACUACGAGCUGCGAUAUCCGUUCCUCGAUCCGAGCUCGACGACCAGCCAACUGCUUCUCCAGUAUGGGAGCACGACACAGCCACCCGCAGCCGACCUGAAGCCCUUCGAGCACUUCCCAUACGCCCCGGCGUGGGUCCAGCUGGCCGAAUCACUGCUCGCCCAAGCACCCGCCCUCGUCGGCCUCCACUGGCGCCAGGAGAACAUCCCCGUCCCGGACCUCCAGCGGUGCGCCUCCUCGCUCCUGCUCACCCUCGACUCGCUCAAGACGGCCUACCCGAGUCUGGAGGCCGUCUACCUCUCGACGGACUACCCGAUCGAGCAAGCAGCCCCCGACGACCAGCAUCCGAGCGGAGGGCGUGCCAGCAGCAGCGACCGAGAGGUCCAGGCGCACAGCGGCACGUUCUCCAAGUCGAUCACCCAGGACCACCAUCGCAUGAUGCGCGCCCUGCUGGCUCAGCCCGUCGCGCUCAGAUGGCUCACCUUCAACGGCCUGCUCGACUCGCUCGAUCUCGACCACGACCUGCUCGACAAGCUCCUCCAGCUCUCGGUCUUCAGCACGGCCAAGGAGACCGCCCGGCUGAUGAAAGUCGCUCGCAAGGCCGACAGUGCUCAAGAGUGGAGCGAUGGUCAACGGCCGGAGGAGGAGGACAAAGCGCACCGCAGGGAGGUCUCGAGACUAGUCAAGGACACGCUGCGAUUGCGCGCCGGGCCGAGUGGAGGAGCAGGCGAGCCGGGGAAGCCGGUGGACAUCGGGGUGGUCGCGAUCGUCGAGAAGCUGCUCCUCGUCCGCGCCUCCGUCUUCCUCACCGGCGUCCCCGGCCAAUGCUCCAAGCGCAGCUCGUUCACUAACCAGGUCGUCCUCCAUCGCCAGCGCCUCAUCGACCGCUCCUUCCUCGCCACCGGCGUGCUCACCGACUCCGAUUAUCCCGGAAACCCCAGCCCGAGCCUCCAGCGGUUCAACCUCGUCGAGUUCUGGGGCCCUUCCGAGUAG